Messenger RNA from Melitaea cinxia (Glanville fritillary), 1321 nucleotides. RefSeq lists its product as uncharacterized. The transcript is spliced from 2 exons. The record is from RefSeq and is a predicted model, not a curated record. The coding region runs from base 208 to 933 and encodes 241 amino acids. Gene Ontology annotation, cellular component: nucleus; transcription regulator complex. NCBI's taxonomy places the organism in Eukaryota, Metazoa, Arthropoda, Insecta, Lepidoptera, Nymphalidae. Gene Ontology annotation, molecular function: DNA binding. Gene Ontology annotation, biological process: regulation of transcription by RNA polymerase II.
GCGGCCUUACGUCCUUAUUGUUUUUUGAUGUAUGGACUGUCAUGUUGGCGUAUGUCGAAUAUUCGUGUUUCGUUAUCGUAUAGAUCGUUUGGUUAUCGUCUCGUGUUUUGUUUUAUUGCGGAGGCAAUGUCUUCUAAAUCUAGAUAACGAAUAUAAGUAUGACUUACAAAUUGUUGGCUCUGUACUGCUUAAUUAAAUAUUGAGAAAAUGAAUUUCAAAUAUGAUCUAAUAACAUUGUUUGAGCUCAUUGAAGCUAGACCUUGCUUGUGGAAUAAAAAUUCUGAGGAGUUUAAGAAUAAAUCGUUACGUGAGAAGUCCUGGCAGGAAAUAUUUUCUAGCCUUGACGAUACUUAUGAAGAACAAUCAAGGGAAGAAAAGAAAAAAACAGGUGUUAUUAUAAUGUCAAAAUGGGCAAACAUAAGAGAUGCAUUCAUGAGGAGCCUAAAAACAAAAAAUGGUCAAGUUAAGAAAAAGUAUUUGUAUUCUGAGUAUCUACAAUUUCUUCUUGGUUGCCAAGCACUAAAUGAAAUGGAUAGCAGUAUGUGUGGCGAUGAGGAAAAUAGUAUGGAAUUACAUGAAAGAGAGUCUCAAUCAAGCAUUCAUAUUAUUGAUUUUGUAGACACAAACUCAAUGCAUGACACAAGAAAGGCUAAGAGGCCAAAAAGAGAUUUUGACGAUACUGAGAAAGAAUCUUUAGAUCGCUCAAAAUGUAAAGAACUUGAAUCUAUGUCAAAUAGUAAUGAAAACUUUUUUACAUCAUUUCUGCCUUACAUUUAUGAUAUGACAGAAUCUGAGAAAUUAGAACUGCAUAUGGAUAUAUUAAAGUCUAUAAAAGAUAUUAAACAAAAUAGAACACAAUCUCGUUUCCAUACACAGUCCUUAACUACAAAUCAGUGCACCUCUACAUCUCACAUUAAGCCAGACAUCACAUAAAACAAAAUUAAAGCUCAAUUUGGUCAAGAAUAACAUUAAUUUUUUUAUGCUAAAAUAUUUUAAUAUGAAGCAGUAUUAAUGUAAUACUGAUCAAGAAAUAUGAGAAAUAUUUGAUCGUUAUUAUUAAGACCUGUGCUCAAGUACAAAUUAAUUUUAGGUUAUAAUUUUUUAACCAAAAAAAAAAAAAACGGGAAAAUAUAAGUGUUGAAAGAAUAUUAGAAAAAACUAGACAGAAACAAGCCUCAAAUAAAGUAUAUCACUGAAUGCAUAAUUUUGUAUUGAGUACCAAAUGGAGAAUAAAUCUAAGAUGCAAUGUUUUAAUUUAGUGUAUGCUAUUUAUUUUUUACUUUAUGUAGUAUUAUUUAAAAUAUAUGUGGAGUCACUUUGU